This is a messenger RNA of Cylindrotheca closterium, 1671 nucleotides long. Lineage: Eukaryota; Bacillariophyta; Bacillariophyceae; Bacillariales; Bacillariaceae. The record is from the annotation of a GenBank genome assembly.
AUGAGUAAUCCUUUCGAUCCUUUUGGGGCUCCAGCUCCAGCUCCUGCUACUGCUGCUCCUCAAUAUGGAGCUCCUCCACCACAGGCCAGUCCUUCAAACUACUCUUAUCAGACUGCACCUCCUGCAUUCGCUGGGACUCCCCAGUCUCAGCAGUAUCCUCCGCAGCAGCAACAUCUACAGCAACCAUUCACUCCUAAUUCUGCGGCAUCCGCUCCCGCGUUUGGGAACCAAAUGGUAGUCGCCCAGCAGCAAUCGAAUCCUUACGGAGGCAUGGUCGCCCAACCACCAGUGGCACUCCCAAUGGAUCCAAUGCAGCACCAAGCUCUUGUGCCGGCUACUCAACACCCUGCUGCGGCGUCUCAGUGGGGCUUAGCACCAGCACCAAAUGGAUAUCCAGGGCCUGCUCCAGCGGGAUACCCAACCCCUGUUCCAGUAGGUGGCGCCUCUUUCGAUCCUUUUGCGCCGCCACCUGCUGCUCCUCCGGCACCCCCACCUCCGCCUCCUCAGCAGCCUGCGCCAAUGCCUCCGCAACCAGCAUACGAUGAUCAACCGUUCCCGUUUGAGAUGGCUCCUGCUCCUGCCCCUGUCGCACCACCUCCUUCGCAACAUUUGAGUACCGAGGUUGUCGAAGCUCAACGGUCGGCUUAUGAAAAUCGAGGAAACUAUGGACACGAAGGGGGCCGUGGUCGAGAAACCAGCGAUGAUCGCCCACAGGAAGUUAACAGAAAUAAAUACUCCAACCAGAUCGCCAGAAAUGUUCCAGGGGCAUCGUCUUUGCCAAAGCCUGAAUUGGUCAAGCAGAGUGGGUGGGUUUUGUCGCGCAUCUCUUUUAGAACAAUUCUUACCAAAAAGUGGAAGCAAUCCUACUGGGUUCAGUAUGGCUCGCACACAAUGCUUUGGUUCCGUACUCAGCAAGAUUUCGAUGACUGGUUGAACAAUCCAUACCACAACCAGGCGCAGCGCAACUUUUUGAUUAAGCUUGCUGUUAAUUUUGUCCACGACUUGUACAAACCAAACGUUCGUGGAUACCAAGUCACCCAAUCCCGUGCCAAGCCAUAUGGAAACAAAAUGGUGAGGCAGUUUAAGCUCGAGCGCUGGAUGGACUAUGGGCCUACCAUUGCUGCUGCCUUUGGGUCGUAUGACCCACAAGAGAUUGACAAACUUCGCUCAGCAAUCGUUGAGUGCAUGAAGAAUACACCUUUGGAAGGUGGUGUCCGCCCCACUGGUGCCAUCAAACAGCACCACGAGGAGCAAGCUGAGAAGGCUGCUAGACGUACUGAAUCCGAGAGGUACGAAAAUGGAGCCCCAAACGGGAACCGUGACAACUACAAUUCUGCUCCAAGUGCAAGUCGUUCAGUUGCUUCAGUCGAUGAUCUCUUAGACAGUUCCCCUACUUUCGACGAGAGCGCUUCUUACCCCAAUCUACCAGGCUAUGGACAACCUGACCCUGCCCAAGCUGCCUUUGCAGCUUAUGCCCAACAGGCACCACCACCACAAUCUUAUCCACCGCAGCCACCUCCACAGCAACAAAUGACCCCAUACUAUCCUACUCAAGCUUCACCGCAGCCACCACAAGCCCCUCCACAGCCUUAUGGUGGGGGCUAUGGACAACCCCCACCGCAAGCACCACCACAGCAACAGUACCAAUACCAGCAGCAAGCACAGUUUUAA